AUAGCUCAAUGAUUAAAUACUUUGAACACUAAACGAUACUUCCAAAAGAAUAAUCGCCACUAAUUCAAUGCUCACAUCUGCAGGGCCACUUUCAAUUAAAAAAUUAGCCUCUGCUGAACCAGGUUAUUGUCCUUGGGUUCUGAGUUUUAUAUUUCUCUGAUAGUCUAUUACAGUUAGCGAGCAAACAGCAUCCACCCAUUUUUGAUAUGACAUGAUGGUGUGUGUCAUUUCUCCUUGCUAACUGUACAGGCUUCACUGUGACAAUUACUCCCAUAAAUAGGCACUAAAAAUAACAACAAAAACUGUGUUUAUGAGACAUAAUUGCAUAAAGGUUUCAAAUUCCUAUUUAUACUGGCUACAUAUUGUGUCUCUAAAUCAAACAAUGUAAAUUAUGUAUAAAUAAGUCAUGUGGUUUACACAAAGAACUCAUUCUUUGGACAAGUAUUUGACUUUGUACAUGUCAAUUAAUAGUUUUCUAUCAAACCUGCAAACUUUUGGGGUUGUGGGGUGGAUUUAACUGUCAGAUAUCCAUCUACAACUGCAUUAUUGUCCAAAUUUUGCUGUACCAGACAAUUCCUCCAUGUCAAUUACUUCAAAAGUAUAUACAAAUAUAUACAAAUUUAAUGACCUGUCAUUGUCCUUUUUAAUUUUUCUAGCACAAACAGCUGCUCCCACUACCGGACCCACAGGCUGUGCAGGUCCACCAGUGCUGUGCUGCUCUGGUCAAAACCUCACCUGCUUCAGGGGCUGUUUCUGUGACGAGUUCUGCGUAACAUUCAGCGACUGCUGCGCAGACCACAGGUCAACCUGCGCGCCUUUGACCCCUGCACCGCAAAGCAGAUUUAGCACAUCAGGAGGCACUACUACAUCUACAGUGGCACCCACCACAACAAGCAGCAGUAGAACACCUGCACCACUGAAAGUGAGCAGCACCUCAGCAUCCAUAACGUCUGCUACUACGGCAACCAGCCAAACGAGCAACAGUGCGGAAGCUACACCAGCAGAUAACGGCACUGCUUUAUCAGUCUCUGUGACGACAGCACGCAGCGCAACAAACAGCAACACUGCCUCCACACUUGCAGAUGUCAGGACAACUUCAGCCUCCGCAGGCUCAAAUACAACGGCGCCCAAUAUAACAGGCACCACUGUGACACCUACACUGACAGAUGUGAAUACAACAUCUGCAUCCACAUUCUCUGCGACUACAGAAACCAUCCAGACGAGCAGUAGAACACCGUCACCCGCAGAUAACGGCACAAUUUCAUCAGUCUCCGUUCCGACAGCGCCCAGCAACCAAAGCAGCAAUGAUACAUCUGUGCCAGCACAUGUGAGUACAACUACAGUAAACACAGUCUCCACAGCUACAGCAGACAGCACAACCAACAGCAACACUACCCUGACGCUGGCCUCCACACUCUCUAAUACACCAAACAGUGAUUUACCUACACCAACAGAUGUCAGCCCAUCACCAUCGACAACCACUGCUGCUACAGCUCCCUACACAACAAACAGCAGUACACCUACACAGACAAACAGCAGUACAUCUACACAGACAAACAGCAGUACAUCUACACAGACAAACAGCAGUACAUCUACACAGACAAACAGCAGUACAUCUACACAGACAAACAGCACCACAGCGUCAUCGCCCACAGUCUCUGCAACAGCAGCGCGCAGUACAACGUCAAGGACUACACCAGCAUAUGGAGCCAGAGCUUCAGAAUCCACACUCUCUACAGGUACAGCAGGAACAACACAGCCAGGGACUCUGGGAACUAGUAGUGUCACGUCUUCACCAGCAGAUGGAAGCACAUCUGAAGUUUCCAACAAGAGCACAGAUUCCCAGACCACCACCAGCUCAAAUGAAGAUUACCAAACAGUGACUGUUAUCCUGAGAGCUUCUGUCACAUCACAUAAUGAGGAAACUGAAGAUGUGAUUGCAGAGGCAUUGUCUGAUCUUGUAUACCGGGUCCUCCGGCAGGACUGUGAUGACUGCAAAGUGUCAAUCAAACACAUCACACUCACCUAACGAAGCACCUACACUCAAGAAAAUGGAUUAGCAUGCAUGUGGCUACAGCCGCAAUGCGAAGACAGUCUGCACAACUCUCAGGAUCAACCAAACCAUUAGUUGUAUCUAAAUAAACUGUUGAAGACGAUCAGAUUCUACUUCUAGUAACGUUGCACUCUGGUGGAAAACAAAGGCUGAUACUAACAAUUAUUUAGGUUCUUGACCGACUUCUUAUUUUUUUCAUGACCAAACCUAUAUAAAACCCAAAGAUGUCCAUUAUGUUCUCAUAGAAAAUUGUGGAAAAUAUUCAAACUUGAGAAGCUCUAUCCAUAGACAGACGGUUCAUUGAUUGUCAGAAGUGCUGCUGAUUGAUUGUCUGUCGUGUACUAAUCAUUUCGGCUCAACAGCAAAGCACAAACUAUCAAAAUGAGUCCACUUAAGCACAACAGAUUGACCAUAUUGAAAAUAUGCAGGUGUCACAUGACUUCCACUGCCUUGUGUCUGCGCUUCAGAUAUCAAAGAUAGUCCACUCUCCGGUCCUUAGUAUUACUUGAUCAGGUUGAGGACUCAUUUUAGGGCAGGGCUUAAAAACAAAACAGGCCAGAUUAGUUCCGACGGGACUAAAGCAACUCGAAUUUAAGCCACUAAAAAAUUGCCUAAAUGGAUCAAAUUUCAAACAACUCAAAGGUCCGCUGAAUGGCAGCAAACAGCUUCAUUAGGUGGAGAACAAGGCACAGAACAGGCCAAUGUCUACACCACGUCCACAAGGAGCUACGCGUCAGCGGCAUCCGCUUCGAAGACCGAACGAGGUCAACGUGAAUAGAUUGUUAUAGAUUGUUAUAUAUUGUUAUUUCAAACACGAGGAGAGAAAAGAAACCAGCGAGCCAAGAAGCGGGCAGGGGAUUUGCUACAGACAUGUGACCCACCUUGUUCGACGCGGAGGCCCAUUCCUCAUGUUCUUCAUGUUUCUCUCCCGGAGGAGAAGUGCUCAAGUUUCCAUCGUCACCAUGAGGCGUCGACAUCCACAAGUUUCACUUUGUGUGUCGCCAGACAACCGCUCAAAUCCUCUCCCCGUUGUUGGUACGGUCGGUCAACGUGACGUGUAAACACUGGAAAACAAACUGUCCGCUGGUUUGUGUAAACGUUGUAUUCUUCAACUCGGUGCCACUGUGGUCUCCUUCUCAGAACUGCUCCAGAGACGAGCACACUCCUGAGUCAUCAUUUCAUAAUGAGCUGCACCUGUGUGUGCAGCUCAUUAUGUGCAAUGUCCUCUUUGACCAGUCCGAUUCUCUGACGUGUAGCAGCCCUUCCGUCCAAGAGGGGGCGCUGUUUCACUCAUUUGAGGAAGUCACUGAAACUUUUCCUUUUUUUUCUUAUUUGUGAUAUUUUUAAAUAUUUUUACCAAAAUGGUAGUUAUAGCUUAUUUAUACUCUUUGUGCUACUUAAACACUGGCACAUCUCCCGAGAGAAAAUGCCACGUAAUCAAAGCUAAUUUAUUAAUUCAGAUCGAUGAACGAUUAAACUAUACCAGUGCCUUCUUCUGCUGUGUGACACAGUUCACUGUUGCUUCCAUGCCAGUCUUCUCUCCUGCAAUCCUGGGCAACGCUUUGUCUUUUUAGAAAAAAAAACACGAGACAAAAUUAUAUGUAAAUGUCUAUUUUUAUUGUGUAGCUCAAAUGAUAGCUUCUGGUGCCGUCCAAACAGGUCGUGUCAUCUCAACAGACUGCAAUUAUAUAUUAGUCGUAUCCAAUGUGGCCCCAAGUGUGCAGCAGCACUUAAUCCACAGCAGUAGAUGGCAGCACAAUCUCAGCAGCCACAGUGUCUGCUCCCACAUCCACUGGCAUCAGGGAAACACUGGGACAUGAGAGCAUGACUUCAACAUGCAGUCUUUCAUGAUGAACCUUUUUCCAAACUUGCCUUUGUUGAAAUACUUUUUUUUUCUCUCACUGCUGAAAAUUUUGUGGCAGAUCUUUGUAUUAUUCCAUUUUUUCGAAUGUAGGUUAGUUUGUAGGGUUUGUAAUAAUUCUCAUUAGAGAUGUUACUGCCGUGGCACUGCAUGCAUAGGUACAAGUCUGGAUCCUAGCAGUGUUACAUAUUUAACAGCAGAUGGCAGCGCAUCUACAGUUUCCCCCCAAAGGCCAAAUUCCAAAUCCACCAUCAGCUCAUCAUCACACUGAGAAAGUUUACAAACAGUGACAAGUUUGUCUGAGUCAGAGUUAUUGUCAACACUGCACACAUUUUCAUUGUCACACUUCUCUCAUCAGAUUACUCAUCAACGACAUUUCUCCUUAAUGUCCGUUUUCACCCAUGAGGUGAAAAACCAAGAUGUGAUUUUUCGAAGUUUGAUCCAAUCAUUGUUCAUAAAAUCUGGAAUUAAGCAUUAAGCAAAAUAGAAUCACAGCAUCACAAGGAGUCAAUCUGUCAUAUAGUGUUAUAGUGUUGCUGGUGCAUUUUUCCUUGUGUCUUCAGCGUGUGUUGUUUCUCACACAUCAAACCAAUAUCUAAGAAUUGGACAAAUAAAAAAAUCAGCCAAUGGCCAGCCAUCAUUGUGUUCACAGCUGAGAGAACAAAGUGUUCAACCUUUUUUGAGAAUUGCUGAAUAUCGUAAAAGAUGCACCAACAGACAUUUAGCUAUUAGAAGACGUCUCAUCAGCAUGAGGAAAAUAACAGGUUAUGGAAAAUCUGUUAUGAAAACAUUAACUGGCUCAACGCACGGCUUGACCCCUCCGAGGCUCUGCAUCACAAUUAAAAUUUGAGAAAUACAUAAGAAAUGAUGACAUAAAAUGUAUACAACAAACAUCUACAUUUCAAGAUUUCCAAAUAUAAAAAUCAAACAUGCAUGAAAAAACAAGAAGGUAUACUGAGCGGUUCUAUGGUUGCCCGUGUUGUAUUACAUUCUGGAAAGACUUUGAAAAUGAUAUAUGUCUCCCAAAGAACAGGAUCAUCACUGAAAAGAAAACUACUAUCACUUACUAUGAAAGUAAGGAUAACAAUCUAUGCAAUAUUGUUUAUAUUCCAUAUCCAUAAAGCUCUUUCUUAACUCAACCCCAUCGUUUAAGUUGUUGAUGAAACUGAAUUUCACUUUGAGUCUUUCAAACUUUUAACUAAAAAAGAAAUCCUUGUUCGUAAUUAAAAUUAACUCCGAAAUGUUUGUCUGCACAAA
This is a messenger RNA of Scophthalmus maximus (turbot), 5171 nucleotides long. Its product is annotated as putative GPI-anchored protein pfl2. The coding region runs from base 581 to 2029 and encodes 482 amino acids. The transcript has 6 exons. Lineage: Eukaryota; Metazoa; Chordata; Actinopteri; Pleuronectiformes; Scophthalmidae. The record is from RefSeq and is a predicted model, not a curated record.